Molecule: messenger RNA, 967 nt
Organism: Castor canadensis (American beaver)
Lineage: Eukaryota; Metazoa; Chordata; Mammalia; Rodentia; Castoridae
Source: RefSeq, a predicted model, not a curated record
GGGAACUAGCAGAAAGGUGACACCAAGUGUGCUCCAUCAGCCCCGGGGAUCUCUUCCUACCUUAGUGCCCAGCUGCACUUAGUGCUCACUUUCUCCUCUUUGAGAGCAGAGUUGGGCUUGGUCCCCAGCCUUCUGGGGGUGGGCAGUUGAAGGAAGCUGAGUCCGGUUUUCUCAAGAGUCCCAAGGAUCAAGAGCAGCCAGGAGUGACCACUUUAGAGGAGAAGACAAGGAAUGCAACAGUAAGUGUAGGUAACAAAGGGAAGGAUGAGGCAAGCUGAAGCGAUCCCUCAGGACUAAGCCUAGGAAUGGGGAGUCUGGAUCUUAGCACCCCUUCCUCACAGUGGCUGACAUGGGUUGCUGGGCCUACUGGACAACCAAAAUGAAUACCAACUGGAUAGCCAGGUAUGCUGUUUGACCUGCACCACCAUCUUCACCUAAGACUAAACUCUCACCAAUCCCUGCUACCAAUCAGUUGCUAUCAGAGGAGUAGAAUGCAACUGCUGGGAGAUGGAGGUGGUCAGCAAUGGUCUCCUUUGCCUUCUUGGCUCACCUUCAAUGUGAUUCCCUCAGGAAUGCCUGAGUCGGUCAACCCUGCACCCAACUGCUGCCCAAAAUACCAUGAGAAAUUACUGCCAAAGAAAUUUGUGGCAGGAUACAAAAAGGCCCUCAACUGCUACCUGCCAGCAAUCGUCUUUGUCACCAAAAAGAACCGAGAAGUCUGCACCAACCCUAAUGACGAAUGGGUCCAAGAGUACAUCAAGGAUCCCAACAUACCUUUGUUGCCUUCUGGGGACCUGGCUCAGGUUAAAAUAAUCAAAACAAAGAAAAGCAAGCCCCAGCUCUUCAACUCCUCAAGAAGAUCUGGCCUCAGCAGAAGCCCAAGUUUGGGGAAGAAAGAAGUAAACCUGUAAAAACACAGGCAUGAAGUAGCAUAGUCAAGAUCAGAGACAUAGGUCAAUGAUGAAAA